AUGAACAUGCAGAGGCAACCCACCGGUGCCUCGAUCAACUCGAGCGUGCCCCGCCGCUCCACGUCGGGCCGCUCAGUGGCCACCAAUAGUCCUACUUCAUACGUGGCACUCAUGCGCAAGCAAAAGGCUACAGUAUGGUGCGACAGGGCCCAAUCGACCGAUGUCCGUACCGAAGCCGCCCGGCGGGCUGCUAAACACCGCGCUCAACUCGCCGUCCAGAGCUCCGCCACAAUAAAUUCCGCCCGUACCUCAACACUGUCAUCUGGCGGUGUGGUGGGCAAGAUAAGGCACGGAGGCGUGCCUAAAGCUCCUGGAUAUGUCCCAGCCAACAUGUCUGGUGCCGGGGUGCCAAUGAGAUUGUCAGCUAAUGAGAUGAUGGGUGACGAAGAAGAUGAGGUGGGCUAUAUGCGGGGUGACAAUGCCAUGGCUCAGCCACGCUCCGGUAGCAACAAGAGCAGCACCAACUCUGGCAAGUACAGGUCGGGCUACCCUAGACCAGACCAAGGGCGUUUCAGCUCUACCAGCACGCCGAGUGGUGAUGGCUCACCAACGGCCAAGGAUCGAAUCCCUGAAGAAUCGCACCCAGCUCACGGCGAGAGUCAGACCGAGUACUAUGCUACGCGGGAGAGGAGAGAUUCCACUGACGAAGAUUCCUUUGGCGAGUUGAAAGAGCUUGCCGGGCCAAACUCUGCCCUACAAGCAGCUGCAACAGCGAAGAAGGCUGAAGAUCUACGACGGAGAGGAAGCGUUGACGAACGGGCUAUGAGUAUGGGAUCCGGAGUCAAAUUAUUUGUUGCGAACCCAGACGUCGACAGCGAUUGA
Messenger RNA from Cyphellophora europaea CBS 101466, 822 nucleotides. RefSeq lists its product as uncharacterized. The coding region runs from base 1 to 822 and encodes 273 amino acids. The transcript has a single exon. Lineage: Eukaryota; Fungi; Ascomycota; Eurotiomycetes; Chaetothyriales; Cyphellophoraceae. The record is from RefSeq and is a predicted model, not a curated record.